CGUUAUCUGGAUUGCCAGGAUCAGCUAUGCAAUCGCUGUCGCUCUGGUACGCUCCAUCGCCCAUCAGGCUCUCUUUAUCCUCCGCCUUUGGACUUGGCCGUUGUCGUUUCUGGAGCCCUACAAAUGUGAUAUAUUUGUAAGCCGACUGCCUCAUGUUCUACCUCCUAUUGACCUGACAUCACGGUUCUGACACGCGUCGUGAAGGUCUUCGCCACAUGCGUAGGUUCCAUCCAUCUAGUCACCCUCAGCAUGUCCGAGCUAACCACGACCAACCAUCCCACUCGCCAAAGUGUCUGAUACUUUUUACCCUGAGCGUCCUCACCGCUUUCAUCGUCUUUGCCGUGUGGGUGUUCAGCAUGCGUCUACUCUACUCGCUCCUUCCCUGGCUGGCACCACCGCCAGCCCACGCCCAGAACGCGGGUCGAAGGAGCCCACGCGAGACUAGGCGCCAGCGACGAGAGCAACAGGCCGGCAGACGCUGGCAGCGCCAACCGCCCCGCGGCCAACAAAGCACGACGGGCUCGCUCCAACCCCAGAACCCCCGCACGAGCAGGGCCACCACCUCCCCCCUCAACACCACCGGCCUUGCUCGAGACCAAAGCACCUCCUCCUCCUCCCUCGGCCGCCAGCGACAGCCGUCCACCUCGCCGGAUGAGCCCGUUGCCACCCCGCCCACCAGCAGCGACGAGGCGCCGCUGGAGUCAACAAGUCCGCUCAGAGGCUCGGUCCCGGGGGGGAACUGGCCGCCGCAAAGCUUCUUCCCGGCGAUGACAUCGCGGUUCACUGCGGGGGGAUCCCAGCUCGGGACGCCGAGCCGGUGGCAGAAGCACCACCGCCAACACCACCUGGAGCGGGAGCAGCAGCUCCGCUUGCGGCGGCGGAGGAGGUCGGCGGUGGGCACGGAGGUCGGGGUGGACGAGACGAUCCACGAGGAGGAGGACUCGUCGCCCUGUUAGGACGAGUCUGUGGCUGAAAAUUCGGAAUGGGGAAGCCGCGAAGCGGGGAAGGGAGUAAAUGUGCGAUUAGUGAAGUAGUGCAUAGUUGACGAUGGGGGACUGCCAGGGGGUGAGGUGCUACUGGGGAUUGGGUAGUGUCGGUUUGGCUUGGGUAUUCUGAGGUCGCACUCCGCGGAGAGUUCGAAGAAACAGGCCGCGUUCGUCUAGCUGGCCGUAUUUGAGAAGUAUGUAGAAAUAGGCGACCCCCGUGGUGUGAGUCUACAUCAGUGAGCAUG
This is a messenger RNA of Thermothielavioides terrestris NRRL 8126, 1231 nucleotides long. RefSeq lists its product as uncharacterized. The transcript has a single exon. Bases 357 to 956 code for a protein of 199 amino acids. The record is from RefSeq and is a predicted model, not a curated record. Lineage: Eukaryota; Fungi; Ascomycota; Sordariomycetes; Sordariales; Chaetomiaceae.